AGUGUACAGCAUGCGUCACGCUCACACGUCGCGAGUACGAUUUUUGUGUGGACGGUGUGUGGCCUGCUGUGGGAAAACCUGAAGAAAAUUGCAUUUUUUGCAUAAUGCGCGACGUGAAAAGCUAACAAAAGUUGUGGAAAAUCAAAAUUCAAUAGUCUGGCCACGGUUUGUGCAUAAGAUCGGGCUGCGCGAACGUGUUUGGUGCACAAAAACCACGUCUCGAAAAUAUCAGAUCAGAAUUAUACGUGCACACAUAUUGCUGCCAUAUUAAACGCAUACAAAAGCGUUUUAUUGCUGUAUAGAGCACAGCGGAGCGGAGCACCAGGCCAGAGCAGCAAUUUUCACACACUGGCGGACCCACACACAAACACUCACGAGCGAGAUAUGCAAGAAUAAAGAAGAAUUUUUCUUAGUUGUAUUACAAGAGCAUUAGAUACACAUAUGUAUAUAAGUGUAUAUAUACAUGCAUAUGUGUGUACAUAGGAGUGUACAUAUAAACUAAACGAAAGCUGUGCCUACAUUUGUGUUCUUUUCCAAUACUAAACUUACAACAACAACAACAAAAACAACCACAAUAAUAAUAAUAUAAAUUAACUAAUGUUAAUGCAAGCAAAAAGAGCCAACAGAUCUUCAAAGCCAGUCUGUGCUCAUUCCAAUACAUAUACAUAAAUAUAUAUAUAUAAAUAAUUAUAUAUAUAUAGGUUAUAUAUAACUACGCCUACGCCACGCCCACGCGCAACUACAACAACAACAACAUGGAGAAUCAACCAAACGAAUAAAACUUUAAACUACUUUAAAGUGUGAUAAGCAAAAGGCUGAAAUCUAAAACAAAAACAAAACAAAAAACUAUGAAUAAUUAGUAGAAACCAAAAGCAACAAGCAACAUCAACAACAAUCAAUUACAUAUACACCAAAACACAAGACAUCCAAACAAACACGAGCCAACAACAACCUUUUUAUACAUUAAUUAAACUAUUUUUCCUAAAUAAACUUAACUUAGUGCAAGAAAAUGUUUCCAGUCGGUCAACAGUCACAGUGGACGCCCUCGCCCACGCGGGCUCAGAGUCCCUCUCAGGCGCAGACUAGCUUCGAAACGCUCACAUCACCACCAGCGCCUGGUUCAUCGGUCAAUCCCACCGCUGUGACCAGCCCAAGUGCCCAAAAUGUGGCAGCUGGGGGUGCCACUGUUGGAGCGACGGCCUCUUCAGCCGCCGCUCAGGUCGCGUCCACCCUGGGCACCACAACCGGUACUGUGACGGCUGCAAUUGCCACCGCUACUCCGACCACCAAUCCGGAUAUGCCCGUCUUCACAUGCCCGCGUCGCCCGAAUCUGGGCCGCGAGGGCAGGCCGAUCGUACUUCGAGCCAAUCACUUCCAGGUGACGAUGCCCCGCGGCUAUGUCCAUCAUUACGACAUCAACAUACAGCCGGACAAGUGUCCGCGCAAGGUGAAUCGCGAGAUUAUCGAGACCAUGGUGCAGGCCUACAGCAAGAUCUUUGGCGUUCUGAAACCGGUGUUCGACGGACGCAACAAUCUGUACACCCGCGAUCCCCUGCCCAUUGGCAACGAGCGCCUGGAGCUGGAGGUGACACUGCCCGGUGAGGGCAAGGACCGCAUCUUUCGCGUGACCAUCAAGUGGCAGGCGCAAGUCUCGCUAUUCAACCUGGAGGAGGCUCUAGAGGGUCGAACGCGUCAAAUUCCCUACGACGCCAUCCUGGCCCUGGACGUGGUCAUGCGGCAUUUGCCGAGCAUGACCUAUACGCCCGUCGGGCGCAGCUUCUUCAGCUCUCCGGAUGGCUACUAUCAUCCUCUGGGUGGCGGACGUGAGGUCUGGUUCGGUUUCCAUCAGAGCGUGAGGCCGUCGCAGUGGAAGAUGAUGCUGAACAUUGAUGUUUCGGCCACCGCAUUCUACAAAGCUCAACCCGUUAUUGACUUUAUGUGCGAGGUGCUGGACAUACGCGACAUCAUGGAGCAGCGCAAACCGCUCACCGACUCCCAGCGAGUCAAGUUCACCAAGGAGAUCAAGGGACUCAAGAUUGAGAUCACGCACUGUGGCCAGAUGCGGCGCAAGUAUCGUGUCUGCAAUGUAACCCGCCGACCGGCUCAAAUGCAAUCAUUCCCACUGCAGUUGGAGAAUGGUCAGACCGUGGAGUGUACUGUGGCCAAGUAUUUCUUGGACAAGUAUCGAAUGAAGCUGCGCUACCCGCAUCUGCCCUGCCUGCAGGUGGGACAGGAGCACAAGCACACCUAUCUACCGCUCGAGGUGUGCAACAUUGUGGCUGGCCAGCGGUGCAUCAAGAAGCUCACCGACAUGCAGACCUCGACGAUGAUCAAGGCCACCGCACGCUCGGCACCGGAUCGCGAGCGUGAGAUCAACAACCUGGUGAAGCGGGCGGACUUCAACAAUGACUCGUAUGUGCAGGAGUUCGGCCUGGCCAUCUCCAAUUCGAUGAUGGAGGUGAGGGGACGGGUGCUGCCCCCGCCCAAGCUUCAGUAUGGGGGACGUGUGUCCACAGGCAUCACCGGGCAGCAGCUGUUUCCGCCCCAGAAUAAGGUGAGCCUGGCCUCGCCCAAUCAGGGCGUCUGGGACAUGCGCGGCAAGCAGUUCUUCACGGGCGUCGAGAUCAGAAUCUGGGCCAUUGCCUGCUUCGCUCCGCAGCGAACGGUGCGCGAGGAUGCCCUGAGGAACUUCACCCAGCAGCUGCAGAAGAUCUCAAAUGAUGCCGGUAUGCCGAUCAUAGGGCAGCCCUGCUUCUGCAAAUAUGCCACGGGGCCGGAUCAGGUGGAGCCGAUGUUCCGCUACCUGAAAAUCACCUUCCCGGGCCUGCAGCUCGUCGUGGUUGUGCUGCCCGGCAAGACGCCCGUCUAUGCAGAGGUCAAGCGCGUGGGCGACACCGUCUUGGGCAUGGCCACCCAGUGUGUACAGGCGAAGAACGUGAACAAGACAUCGCCACAGACGCUGUCCAAUCUGUGUCUGAAGAUCAACGUCAAGCUGGGCGGCAUCAAUUCGAUUCUGGUGCCCUCCAUCCGGCCCAAGGUCUUCAACGAGCCCGUUAUCUUUCUGGGAGCUGACGUCACCCACCCACCAGCAGGCGAUAACAAGAAGCCCUCGAUUGCGGCUGUUGUUGGUUCAAUGGACGCCCAUCCGUCGCGAUAUGCGGCCACCGUGCGCGUACAGCAACACCGCCAGGAGAUCAUCCAGGAGCUGAGCAGCAUGGUGCGCGAGCUGCUGAUUAUGUUCUACAAGUCGACGGGUGGCUACAAGCCCCACCGAAUCAUCCUGUACCGUGACGGCGUCUCCGAGGGACAGUUCCCGCAUGUGCUGCAGCACGAGCUGACCGCCAUCCGAGAGGCGUGCAUCAAGCUGGAGCCCGAGUACCGGCCGGGCAUCACAUUCAUCGUUGUCCAGAAGCGCCAUCACACGCGACUCUUCUGCGCCGAGAAGAAGGAGCAGAGCGGCAAGUCCGGCAACAUACCGGCCGGCACCACCGUCGAUGUGGGCAUCACGCAUCCAACCGAGUUUGAUUUCUAUCUGUGCAGCCAUCAGGGCAUCCAGGGCACCAGUCGACCCUCGCACUACCAUGUGCUCUGGGAUGACAACCACUUUGACUCCGACGAGCUGCAGUGCCUCACGUACCAGCUGUGCCACACCUAUGUGCGGUGCACACGGUCCGUCAGCAUACCAGCUCCAGCCUACUAUGCACACUUGGUGGCAUUCCGUGCCAGGUAUCAUCUGGUGGAGAAGGAGCACGACUCGGGCGAGGGUUCACACCAGAGCGGCUGCUCAGAGGAUCGGACACCAGGAGCCAUGGCCAGAGCCAUCACGGUCCAUGCGGACACCAAGAAGGUCAUGUACUUUGCCUAAAAAGUAGCCAAUACCAACACCAAAAACCAUAACAGAAAAAUUACCCCAAAAAAACCCCAAACAAAAAAAUCAAAAAUCAAUUUCGAAAUUCAAUUCGAAUAAGCCAAGAGAUAUAGUGAGAGAGAACCUCCCCACCAUCCCAAUAAUCCUACUCCCAAGCCCCUACUCACAACAGAAAAGCCAAGCAAAGAGAGUUCGAGAGAGGGAGAGCGUGCAAGCGAGAGAGUUAUGGUUAAGUUCAAAGUUUAAAGUUUAAGUUGCUAAAGUGAGAGAGGGAGAGAGUAUUUAAGGAAUAUCUUGCAUGCAUUAGUUUUAGACCAAAACAACACAAACAAAAAUCCCACAGCAAACACUCACACACACACACACACACCAGCGACACGACACGACACCGUGAAGAAUUGAUUAUAGGAAUAGGGGAUAGGGUACCGGGAAGGGAAUCGAAUGUUUAAUGCACAACAAAAUGUGAAAAUUCUCAACAAAAGCGUAGCAAACAAAUAACAACAGCAACAAAAAAAAUGGUAAAACAAUUCAACAAAAGAAAACUAAACUUAAAGGGAACAAAACUACGAACGCAACACCAAAAGCCAAGCAGCAGCAUUAUUAUCUAUCAUCAAACUUACUACGAGAACAACAAAAACACCACGAGAGAUAGACAGAAUUUUUGUAAAUGUGGGGGGAGGGCGAACGAAUCCAAUUAUAAAUACAAUAAAUUGUACAAUAUAUUUUUACAACUAACAAAUCGAAGACAUGUGGGAAUGAAUCGUAGGAAUGAAUGAAUGGAAUGGAAUGCAUACAACCAAAGGUUUUUAGUAUACAAAAUCGAAAGAAAAGAAAAACAAAGCACACAAAAAACAAUUGAAUAUGUUUGCUGAUCGAAGACUCACACAACAACAACAACAACAACAACAAGAACACAACCACACAGAAAAUAAGAACCACAACCACACGACAACAAAAUGAAAACUCUGAUUCUCUGUACUGUGAACGAAGACCACCACCAAAAUGAAAAUGCAAAUUAAAAUGAAGAUGAAGAUGAAAAUUUAAGGGAAUAAACUAUACACCAAUAACUAUUGUGUGUGGGGGACACUCGACUCGACAAAGGCAUUAAAGCGCUGAAACACAACUUAGCAUAUACGAAACGAAAUAAACGGAUAAAAUACUUCAAUAACUAAAGUGCAGAUUCAACUGAAAACAUUUAAUAGUUUGUAAGAUUGGGCUCUACCAAAAAAUCAUAGAAGUGCAGACGGACAGUAUGACAUAUAUAUACAUAUAUAUUUAGUAGAGAGAGAUAUAUAUAGUGAAAGAGCGGCGGCAUAACGAUAACUCCAAUUUCUACAAGGGACAAAACGUAUGUUAAUAACAAUUGCUAUUAAUAUUUACAUAGAUUUAUGAACAUCCAACAAAUACACACUAAUACUAAUUAGAAUGUUUUUUUUUUUUUUUUAAAGAAUCGGGGCAGUAAUCAAGAAACCAACCAACAGAAACAGUUACGAAUGCGAUACCGGAAAUACUUAAGCAAACACAUACAUACAUACAUACAUCAAUUAUAUAUAUACAUUUAUUAUGUGUAUACAAUGUAUAAUUUUGUUCAAAAGUGCAAAUAAUAUGCUGAUAUUUUGUGUUAGUCUUUAGUUAGUCUUUUUUUAUGCUCAUCGAGACAAGACGCCAAACGCCCGUAAAACACACACACACACACACACCAAGUCCCCCAGGCAUAUCACUCAAGUGUCCACCCCUUUAUUUAUGUACCUUAAACCGUAAGCUUAACUUAACGAUAUUUAAUUGUAUUUAAUAUUUUAAAUUUUUUUAGAGCAAACCCCAUUAUUUGUUAUUUCCUCGCCUUGCUGGGGCGAGAGAGCAUCAAUGUAAUUUCGUAUUAAAAAUUAACUUUUAGCCAAGUGGUGUACGGGUAAUAUAAAACAAGGUAAAAACAACUCCAACUCCCCCUCCCCACCCCGCUGCACUGCACUGCACUGCGUGUGGGGGGUGGUGGGCAACAACAUUUCAAUAUUUUACAAAGUAGUUUUAAUUUUGCCAUUAAUCAAAUACAAAACAAAACAAUACAAAAACAAAAACAAAACAAACGACAAGAGAACAACAAAUGCAAUAUGGAAAGAUGAAUAAUACAUGUUCUAUAUCGAGGACACAGUUCAAGUUAACAUUAUAAUGAUUUGUUAUUAAAAAUGCAAUGCAGGAGGAGAGCCAUCUCUCGCCGUCCCUUCUGCACCAGCACCUUAUUUAUACUUAUACUUAUACUUAUGUAUUGUAUGCUAUGUACGAGUACAACCCACGCAAACAAACCCCCAAACACAAUCAUCAAAUUAGGCUUAGUUUUGCCAGUCGCAUAAAUGAUGUGAGAAUUGUAAAAUUUAAUAUAUAUAUUCUGUGUUUAUAUAUAAAUAUAUACAUUAAUUUGCAUGUAUACAUUUAUAAAACUUACAAAUUAGUCGGUAAUCCUCAGUGAGAGAGAGAGCGAGAGAAAUAACAUUUCUGAUCUGAUCGAAGAGCUGAUUUAUUUGGAAUUCAAUUGUAAUUUAAACGUCGUUUCCAUUCGAUUCGUUCUUUGUAGUCACGUUUCAACACAAGGGAUUAAAAUUUAAAAUUUAUUUCUAAACUUAAUGUUUACUUAAAGAGAAUGUUUAUUGCCCACCCCAUCAUCUCCAAGCGGAAUCCAAUCCUAAUUUUAAGCAAAACGCAAAAACGAAACAAUGCAAAAAGGAAAGGGAUAUCGAGGUUCAUACAUGUACGAUAAUCUUGUCUAGGUUUAAGCAGAAGCUGAAGCACAAAGCAGAAGCUGAGCGCAGAGUGAAAGUGUGUGCCCGACAAUGACAAUGAAUGCAUCUCGUAGCUGUAGAAUGAUCCUAGAAUUCAGCAAUAAUUUACUUUCACCGAGAGACACAAUUGAAUGAUUUGGAAAAGUCCAAAAGCUUUAACUAAUUGCUAGACGGAACAUUUAUGGAGACCAGACCAUCCACAUCCAUGCAAGAAAAAGGCCAAUAACUAUCCAGACAAGGGGCAGGUACUUGCAUCCCCCAUAUACUUGUAUCUACAUAGUUUUAGAUACUAUAUACACAUAUACACACAUGUAUCUUUUACGAGAUUUAAAUGUAGAUACUAGAGUACACCACGAUUUCCUUCUUCAAGCAAUACACACACACACACGUAACAUACACACAUGCAACAAUUUAACGGUUUCUUCAGUGUGGCAGCUAUCGCAGAUAGAAGAAGAGUGGAGAAGAGAGGUCGAAGAAUAAUCAGGAGAAGACUCAGAAGAACAGUGUAGAACGUCCUAUACCUUAAGUUCUACGCAUAAGUCGGGGUCGGGGAUAAAAAAACAUACAGAAAGACAAUUUAAAUUACCACAUAAUCUGUCAAAAUUCAAUUGAGCUUUAUACUAAAA
Drosophila subobscura is the source of this 7268-nucleotide messenger RNA. It is a transcript of the gene AGO1, whose product is annotated as protein argonaute-2. The record is from RefSeq and is a predicted model, not a curated record. The transcript is spliced from 6 exons. The coding region runs from base 1010 to 3865 and encodes 951 amino acids. Gene Ontology annotation, molecular function: RNA binding; protein binding. Lineage: Eukaryota; Metazoa; Arthropoda; Insecta; Diptera; Drosophilidae.